Messenger RNA from Linepithema humile (Argentine ant), 3819 nucleotides. The record is from RefSeq and is a predicted model, not a curated record. NCBI's taxonomy places the organism in Eukaryota, Metazoa, Arthropoda, Insecta, Hymenoptera, Formicidae.
UACGGAGUCGAAGCGCAAGAAGAGUAAAUAAUUGACGCGCGAAGCGUGCCGAGCGAUUUUAUAUAACAUUUUUGACUAUCUCAAAGAAACUCGACGUGCACGAGAUCGUCAGGGAGUUUGUAAACUUCGUUCCGCGAUCCGCUAACGAUUUGUAGGGGUCCGCCGGUGGUGUUUACUAAACAGAGAGAUAAAUAUUUCUUCUUCUUGCUGCACUGCGCCGUAGAUAAGCCAAUUUUUCUGCGUUACAUGGAAAAAGAGUCGGCGCAUCGCCGGCGCCGCGUGCCCUCUUGCCCGUUCGGGAUUGUUCUUGUGUAAAUUACUGAUUUCCUGAUUUCCGGAUUUCAAAAUAUAUUUCGAAACUGUUGCAUUUAACUACAAUGGACAAUUCCUUCUGAAGAUGUAAAACGCGAGAUCGUAAUAUCGUACUUACUCUUGCGAUGUACCUUCCCGAUACACUGAAUUCAGAACAAUUUUAACUUCCUCCUGUGAAUUGUGUUGGCGCGAGUGUUUUACUUACUUUGGACAAUUCGGAGAGCAUGAAAUAAAAGCGUCGUCGCUUGACUUUGGAGUGUCAGUGAAAUAAGAUUUCGGAGAUCCUGGCGAUACCUCGGAGAUUAUUGGAUCCCAUCUGUGUCCAAGCGAAUUGUGCAAUUGUGGAGAGUCUGUCCGGUGAUUGGGUGGAGUUGCAGCAGCAUCGUGUAAAUGCAGCGGCAACGGCCGACGUCUUUAUGAAUUACACGGAUAGGUCCAAGAUGGUCUCGCACAUCAUUCCUGUUUCGGGGGAGCUGCAGCAGGGGAACGGCAAUCUGGGUGCUACAGGACUCAGCGGCAUGCAGGACUCUCCCCAUUCCUUGAAGAUCAAACAAGAGCCGUUUCAGCUGUCGCCGCCGUCGCCACUGCCGCCUCUUCAUCAAGUGAGCGGCUUCGUGUCGGACCUGCAGAGCGGCUGCAUCGGCGGCACGUCGAAGGAUCUCGAUUCUUCGACGGUGCCCGGCAGCCUGGGACGCGGCCUGUCGCACCAUGUAUCCCUGAGCCAUCAUCAUCAUCAUCAUCAUCCCCAUCACAGCCUGCACAGCCCGAACUCUGUGGUCUCCAUGCACUCCGCCACCACCGCCGGUACGGCGCAUCAUCAUCUGGACGAUAAGGGUUCGUCGCCGGUGGGCGCCCUUCACAGCACCACCAAUAGCAAUCCCUCUACGCCGUCCGCACCUUCCACGCCCACAACGGACAGUGCCGUGACCACCGCCGCAUCCGGUACGAGCAACGCUAACGGCACCAGCGGUGGUACUUCCGCGGCGAACAGCAAGCCGCCCUUCAGCUACGUUGCCCUGAUCGCCAUGGCGAUACAGCACAGCGCGCAAAAGAGAGCGACUCUCAGCGAGAUCUAUGCAUACAUUACCGCCAAGUUCCCGUACUUCGAGAAGAAUAAAAAGGGAUGGCAGAACUCCAUCAGGCACAAUCUGUCUCUGAACGAGUGCUUCGUCAAAGUGCCCCGAGAGGGUGGCGGCGAGAGGAAAGGCAACUUCUGGACGCUCGAUCCGCAAUACGAAGAUAUGUUCGAGAAUGGCAAUUACCGAAGGCGGAGAAGAAUGAAGCGUCCCUAUAGAAAUGCUGCGUAUCACAAACCGCUCUUCGGCGAUCCGUUUUCGACGACUCAUGUGCACUUGGGACCUAGAAACAUCUUUGGCCACUCACCCCCUUCGUACGCUCCCACUGCUUACACGCGAUACGACACGAGUGCAUGGAGUCUCCAGCAAUCGCAGCUCUCGUACAGUCAUUGUCAAUCGCUGCAGCCGCAAUUGCAGCCGAUGCAGUCGAUGCAAAUCCCGACGAUGAACGGCUACAGCCAAUUGGGCACUUCGUUAAGUGAGUCACUAUUCUCGUACUUUGCACCCACUUUUGCCGAGCGGGGUAAUGCUGAACGUCCAGACAAAGCGUUUCAAGGCAAUUACCUGGAUGUUCCAGGUGGAACGGCCGGAUCGCCCGGCUCCAUGGGCGGCGGGACCUUUGGCAGCAGUUUCACCACAUGCGGCAGGCGACACGAUUCCGCGAUGGCCACAGACACGAUGCCCGGCAGAUGCUACUGGCCCGAGAUGGUGAACGUGAAGGAGGAGCCUGGGACAAACGCGGUGUCGACCGGCGGCGUCGGCGGCGUCGGCGUCCCCUCUGGCAUGAUGGGCACCGCGGCGACGUCGGGCGUCUCCGCGACGGGAUUCGCGCCGAUGGAAUUCCAAACGCGCUCCAAAUGCUUCAUGUGAACGUCAUCGUCGAAUUGCAGCAGCGCAUGACGAGCCGAGCUUCACGGCGGAACGAUCCUGCAUGAUCCAUCGCAGGACGACGGAUUGAAUCGCGAUUCAGCGAAUGGUGAGCGAUGAACAUUCGAAUACAUCCGCGAUAACGCGGAUUAAAUUCAUCAAAUAUUAGUGAAUAAUAUUCGAUAAUUAUUUAGCAAUAGUAUUGGAUGCUUGUUCGCGAUUUUUAACCGCGCGAGGAAAAUAGCGUAUACAAUUUUGUGGAACUCGUGUAAUUGCCGUUGUCGAUCAGUGAGCUGUGUAACAUAGUGCAGCGAGCCUUGAAGGAGUGGAUGAUCCAUUGCGGAAAAGAGAGAGCUAUAUUGGACGGAGGGUCUGUCUCUCUUUGUUUUUCCCCCCUCAAUACACGAUAAUAAAUGUGGAAGUAAGACAGACGUCCGUAUAUUUAUUGCUAUCCUAUCAUAUGGCCACAAACCACUGAUUCUUAUAGGAAAGGCUCACUUCAUUAUGUUACGCAGCUCAACGUUGUCGAUGACUCGAUGUUAAAGGAACGUUGCGUUCCAACGCGUCUUAGUAAGUGCACUGUAUCAUACGCUGUGUUAAUACGUAAGCGAUAUGCAAUGCACGGGUGCAAUUGCGCUUAUCGUAUGAAACGAAAUGCGGUAUCCCGUAGCGCAAAUCUCUUUGUGAGAACACAGACGCGAUCACGUCUGCGUUAUGAUGCCAAGUAUCGUAGAUAUUGCGAGAUGAAAACAAAGCGAUAGCAAAACGAUCUCUUAACCUUAUCUUCGUUUUUUGACAUGUGAAAAUACCUCUAUCUUCAUCGUUUUUUGACUGCUAGACAGUAUUUAAUAAUGUCUUGAGAAGCGACAGACGAACGAGAAUAGAUGUUUUGAUCGUGCGAGAAUAAGAAAAAAAAACGCGUGCUUGUCAAAUAAAACUUUUUUUUUCACAUUAAUUCAAAGAUUAUUCGUAGAAUAAUAUUCAAAAAUUUUGAAGCGUUUUUUGCGCUCUAUAUGUGUUUGUAAACGUUCGAAUGAUGUCUCUUCUAUCGCGAUAUGAUCAUAUGCAGAAACUUUUAGCUUUUAAUUAAUACAGAUCUGUUAGGAAAGCGAUGCAGAAUAGAGAAAAGACGUCUUGUUGCAAAGAGUUCUUAUAUAUAUAUACAUAUAUAUACAUAUAUAUAUAUAUAUAUAUAUAUAUAAAAAGAGUAAAUAGAAUUUAAUAGAGUUAUAUAUGUUUAAUCGUACAAAUACGUCUUAUGUGAAUUAUUAGAGUAGAGAAAAAUUGUUUCCGCGACGAUUGCAAUGUAAAUACACGAUUAGUGUGUAGAGGCUGACUUUAAGAAAAUCAUAACGACGCGAAUUACAUAGUUUUAUGUAUAAAUCCCUAAAAUUAAUUUCUAUCGAAUAUAAACGUCUUGUUCGACUUAUUAUGCACAAUAAUCGUGUAUAAGCAUAUCGUGGCAGCUGUGUACAGUGAUCCGGCGACACUCACGUGAAAAAAAAGUGUAACAGUGUCUAUAAGAGACGAUGAAAAUAAAUAUUGAUUAUUUAUCAUCGAUAAA